AUGUUCUUCUCGACCUUCGCCAACCUCUUAUCCUCGAUCCCUACAUUUCUCUUCCCCGUAUUCGCCUCCUACAAAGCCCUCAAGACCUCGGACCCAGCACGGUUGGCGCCAUGGCUCAUGUACUGGGUCGUGCUGGCCGUCGCCCUCUUCGUUGAGUCCUGGACCGGAUUCAUCCUGUUCUGGAUCCCCGGAUAUGCCUGGGUCCGCCUCGGCUUCCUCCUCUACCUCAUCCUCCCCCAAACCCAAGGCGCCAAAGUCCUCUACCAAUCCCACGUCCACCCAUGGCUCCAGGACAACGAGCGCGCCAUCGACAACUUCAUCUCCUCCGCCCACGACCGCGCAAAGGCCGCCGGCUACACAUAUCUGAAACAGGGCAUAGAGUUCGUCAAGCAGCACCUCCUGGGUCUCCCGCCCAAGGAGCCCACCCCGCCAUCGCCCCCGACGACUUACUCCUACGCACAAAACCUAAUCUCCCGUUUCAACCUCCCCGCGGCACGCCCAUCCUUCCCCGGCAUGCCAGCCAUGCCAGCCGCCCCAGCCGCAAGCACCGCAACCGAUUUCUACUCCUUGCUCGCCUCCGCCGUGAAUGCCGCCACGUCCCGCGACCAGACCUCGGCCACCCAGUCGAGAGACCUGUCCAAUUCCGGGACGCUCAUCCCACCGUCAGUGAGCGGCCCGGUCGAGCGCCUGUCCUUCAUCUCCGCGCAGCGAGAGCGCCUCGCGAUCCUCCUCUCCGCUUUGGAUAAAGAAGCCAGUGCGCUGCAGAGCCAGUCGAGCCAGUCCACGGCUCGUCACGUCCCGAGUAUGUCCUUCGACGGCAGCAGCGAGGGGGAAGAUCGAUUCGUUAGCGGACUGAGCACGAGGAAGAGCGAGCCAGACUUUGAGAAGAUUGAGGCUGAGUCUGGGCCGGAGGAGGGGGAGGGGGAGAUGCCAAGACGGCAGCCCUUGCCGCGGGGUGGUGGGAGCACGGGAAGCUGGAUGCCUUGGAGCUGGGGCGCGAAGGCAGACGGGCCGAGUGAUGCUGAUUCCGAGAUGAGCGGGACUCCGCGGGGCGAGGAUGUGGGAAAGAGCUCGGGUGUUGAUGCAUAG
Molecule: messenger RNA, 1089 nt
Organism: Drepanopeziza brunnea f. sp. 'multigermtubi' MB_m1
Lineage: Eukaryota; Fungi; Ascomycota; Leotiomycetes; Helotiales; Drepanopezizaceae
Source: RefSeq, a predicted model, not a curated record